AUGUCGCUGCUCCCGGGGAAAGUCGUCUGCAUAACCGGCGCCUCCAGAGGCAUUGGACGCGGCUGCGCUCUCGAGUGCGCAAAACAUGGUGCUGGCGGUCUCAUUCUGCACUAUUAUGGGGACAAGGAUACACAGGACGAGAUACAGUCACUGAAGCAGGAGAUAGAGGCCGUCAACCCGAGCACGAAAGUUGUGGCUGUCCCGGGCGAUAUCGCGGACCCCGAGACCUCCAAGAACGUUGUUGAAGAAGGCGUAAAAUCAUUUGGACGUAUAGACGUCCUGAUCAGCAAUGCUGGAAUAUGCCCGUUCUGGGACUUCUUGUCUAUGCCUCAUUCCGUCUGGGAGAGAACGCGACAAGUCAAUCUGGAUGGCUCAUUCUACAUUACACAGAGAGUAGCCAACCAGAUGAAAGAGCAAACGCCCCAGGGUGGCUCGAUCAUCGGCAUAUCCUCCAUCUCCGCGCUCGUAGGCGGCGGCCAGCAGGUACACUAUACGCCCACGAAGGCCGGCAUCCUUUCCUUAAUGCAGAGUUGCGCAGUCGCACUCGGACCUUACAAUAUCAGAGCCAACGCCAUCCUUCCUGGCACUAUCGCUACUGAUAUAAACAAGGAGGACCUCUCGGACGCCGCGAAGCGUGAGGGCAUGAUCAAGAGAACAUGUCUUGGAAGACUUGGCGCCCCCGACGAUAUCGCCGGUCCAGCAGUAUUCCUAGCGAGCGAUCUCGCGAAAUAUGUGACGGGCGCGUCCUUGUUGGUGGACGGAGGCUUAUUCGUGAACUUACAGUAAACCGACCACCGUCGGUGGAUCCGACCUGACCAUACAGUGUAGAUUCGUAGAUUGUAAGUUAGCUGUGCAAAUACCAGAAGCAAUGAAGUGUACAUUUCCUGU
Messenger RNA from Gloeophyllum trabeum ATCC 11539, 888 nucleotides. Its product is annotated as NAD P-binding protein. NCBI's taxonomy places the organism in Eukaryota, Fungi, Basidiomycota, Agaricomycetes, Gloeophyllales, Gloeophyllaceae. The transcript has 6 exons. Bases 1 to 786 code for a protein of 261 amino acids. The record is from RefSeq and is a predicted model, not a curated record. Gene Ontology annotation, molecular function: oxidoreductase activity, acting on the CH-OH group of donors, NAD or NADP as acceptor.